Messenger RNA from Liolophura sinensis, 3071 nucleotides. Its product is annotated as transcription factor E4F1-like. Bases 1 to 3036 code for a protein of 1011 amino acids. The transcript has 15 exons. Lineage: Eukaryota; Metazoa; Mollusca; Polyplacophora; Chitonida; Chitonidae. The record is from RefSeq and is a predicted model, not a curated record. Gene Ontology annotation, cellular component: nucleus. Gene Ontology annotation, molecular function: protein binding; DNA-binding transcription factor activity, RNA polymerase II-specific. Gene Ontology annotation, biological process: regulation of transcription by RNA polymerase II.
AUGUCUUCCGAGAGCGACAAACCAUCAGCGGUUCGGGUUCACAUUGUCGUCGCCGGGGAAGAGGAAGGGACAACAUAUGAUGAUGUUCACUAUUGUGGGAAGUGUAAGUUGGUCUUCUCUAAUAUCAAAGACUAUUUGGAGCAUAAGGUUUCACAUGACAGCUGUCAAGUGACAUACAGUCGCUCUGCAAAAGACCGGCGCAUGUUUGUACCCAAUGUUGUUCCGAAGAAAAACAUCAAAACCAAUCAAGAUGCAGCUGCCACACAGACAAGCCAGGAGAAGAAACCGGUCCAGAAGAGAGUAUCCAGCCAACAAAAGGCUGUGGAUGAAAGCUUGAUUACUCAGAAGUUCACCUAUAGCUGUUCUGUUUGUACCAAAGAAUUCAACAGGGUAGCAGCUUUGAAACGGCACCUGGAGUAUGACCACAAGUUACGACAAGACUCUGACCCUUUCAAGGAGUCUGCUCACACCUCAGGGACAGACGAGGAGCAUGAGGGUGCAGCGGAGGAGGACAGAGAGGAAGAUGAUCAGCCUGUCCAGAAGAAGCCCCGGACUAGGAGGACAACAGGCCUGGGGGAUAAACCUCACAUCUGUGAAAUCUGUGGCAACAAGUUCAAAGAGGCUAGUGUGCUGAAGACCCAUAUGCUGAUUCACACCAAUGAGAGACUGUUUCCCUGCACAGUUGAUGGAUGUUCGUACUCAUUCAAGACCAAGGGUUCACUUACCCGACAUCUCAGGCGUCAUACAGGAGAAAAGCCCUACUCAUGUAACCUUUGUGGUCGUAGCUUUUCUGAAAGUGGGGCCCUCACUAGGCAUUUAAAAUCAAGAACUCCAUGUAGAAAUAAGUCGGACACAGACCUUCCAAGGUAUGGAAAGAGAUGGGGCUUUGAACACCCAGCACCCAUAGAUGAAAAAGCACCUGGAAGUGUACAAGGGCCAUCUGUCAACCUCCAGGUAACCGCAGAGAGAGGUGAGGAGGAGAAGGGUGGGAAAGGGGCCGAGGAGGCUGAUGUAGAGGACAGCCAAGGAGAGAAAGAGGGGGCGUCCGUAAAUCCGGAGAUAAACACGAAGAGGGAUUCUGUUGAAUUAGGAGAGGAAGUUAUAGACGCUUCUGAGGAGAAGACUAUCUUAACCAUGCCUGUGCAACUGCCAGAGAACGCCUGUAGGGUGUGUAGAUUGAGUUGUGGCAGUGUGGAGGAUCUCAAAUCACAUUUACGCCUGCACCUGGCUGAUACCUCGUUCCGCUGUGAACUGUGUCACUAUGUGGCCGACUCACAAGACCAACUGCUUCACCAUAAACAGAAUAUACAUGUCCAAAAGACCCAUCAGGGGCCCGUUGUCACCAUUGCUCAGGUACCCAAUGAUAGUACAGCUGCCACUUCAGAGAAAACACUCAGCAGGGAUGCUAAACUGGCUGUUCAGCAGCUGUUGGAGGUUCAAGGGUAUGGCUCUGAUGUGUCCUCGGUCAGCAUGAGCCAGGGGGAGAAGGCCGUGUACACCUGCCCGAUAUGUCAGAAAUCAUUACGUGGUCAGAGCUACAUCAACCAGCACAUGAAGACUCAUACAGGGGAACGCCCUUUCAAAUGCAUGCAAUGUGAGAAGACAUUCACCUGUCGGGACACCCUGACCAAACAUGUGGCCGUGCACACAGAGGAGAGACAGUACAAGUGUGGAGAGUGUGGGAAGCUGUUUAAGAGGAUCUCUCAUGUCAGAGAGCACCUGAAGAGCCAUAGUGGAGAGCGUCCAUUCCAGUGCAACGUCUGUGAGAAGACCUUCAAAACAUCAAAUGCUGCCAAGGUUCACUCAAGAACCCACAGUGAUGUUCUGCCUUAUGAAUGCCUUCAGUGCCACAAAUUCUUCCGUGAAAAAGGCUCUCUUCAACGACAUGUGCGAAUGCAUACUGGUGAAAAACCUUUCAAGUGUAAGCACUGUGGCAGAGCCUUUGCCGAACAUGGCACUUUGGGAAGACACCUGAAAGCAAAAGUGCCUUGUACGUAUUUCCCUCAGGGGGAAAACAAAUCUCAGGAGGGCUACCCAACAGUACUGGCAGAGUUCUCCUCAGUGGUGGCUGACACCCAACAGUAUAUCAUGCCUGAUACCCUUCCUGUGUCCACUGCGUCCCAGGAUUCACAUGGACAACUGUCCACAGAGUUGGUUGUGGUUCAGGCCUCUGAGAUUCCUGUGGAUCAAAUUCAGAAUGUGGAGAUCAUAGCCUCUGGAGCAGGAGAGGAGACGAUGGUGUUAAAUAGCGCAGAGGAUCUGGAGGAAGGCUCCCAGUAUGUGGUGCUCGGGGAGCCAGGCGAUGACCUGAGAGUGCUGGACCCACACACUGGGCAGACAGUGGCCACCGUGCCUGCCCACAUGGUCUCUAUGGCCCAGGAAGAGGGUGACAUAGAGGCCCUGAUCAUGAACCCUGACAAUGACGUGGAGGGAGUGGUCAUGAACUCUGACCAUCAAUACCCCCAGGAGUUCCAACUAGGGGUCAUGCAUAGCAGCUCUCAGGCCAUCCAUGACAGUCAGGUACAGACUGUGAGGAUCAUUGAUGCAGGGAGUGGUGUACGGACUGUGAGGAUCAACGAGGAUGGGAGUGCUGUAGAGACUGUGAGGAUCAACGAGGAUGGCAGUGAUGUCCAGACUGUGAGGAUAAACAAGGAUAGCAAUGGUGUGCAAAAUGUGAGGAUCAUGCAGGCUGAGGAUGGUGUUCACACUGUGAGGAUCAGUGAGGAUGGGAAUGUUGUACAAACUGUUAACAUGAGUGAGGUUGGCAGCAGUGCUCAAGUGGAGACAAUGAGUGAGAUUAGUGGUAAUGUAGAAGCUGUGACCAUGAGCCAGGACAGCGAUGUGGUCAGCCAGGAAGAGGCAUGUGUGGAGACCAUCAUUAUGAUGACUGAGGAGCAGAUGGAAGUGACAGACUCAAUCAAUCAGGUAAUCCUCCAGGACAAACGCCUCGGAGAAAACAACACGCAGGGACAACCUUCAGGCCUGGGAAAGAGUACCACUGCUGGAGAUCCUCUGACAGGCACAGAAUCAACUUAGAGAUAACAGGAACCAUAACUCAGGCUGUUGGACAG